GGGGUAUAAAAGCGCCCAGCACGUUCUCCCAUUAUGUAUGACCACACCAUUCGAGUGCGUUCCUACGUGGACCAACAUGCUUUCGCUGCCUUUCAGCCUUUCAUGGCCGGUGGUCAUACUGGUCCUGUCUCUUAUCUAUGUCAUUGAGCGUGCGAUUUCUUACUACAAGGCCCUGCGGUCUGUUUCGUUCCUGCCCGGUCUCACUUUUCCCGCCUCUUCCUACUCCAUUCCUGGCUCUUUGUUUCCUUCUACUGAAUGGAACCCAGGCAUGAUCUUCGGUUGGAGAUGGCGGGAUCGGUUUUACAAAGACUCACCGAUGGACAUGGCGUCACAGAUCGGCCUACUCAACGGGCCGCCUGUCCUGUACACCAAUUCUCCAGAAGUCGCCAAGCAAGUAUUGGGAAACAAGGCCCCUUGGGAUAAAAUCAAGGAAAGCGUGCAGAGUCUCAGUCCCUUUGGUCCAAAUGUGUUCGCGACCAUGAGCGCUGAAUGGCCUCGUCACCGAAAAGCUGUGUCUCCUGGUUUCAAUGGACGCCUAUACUCUUCUGUAUGGACGGAAACGAAGAACACUUACUAUGAUUGCCUUGCUACUGAGAAGUGGGAGAACGAGCGGGAAUUCAUAAUGCCUGAUGUGACAGCGGUUACUUCAAAGUUUGCCCUGUAUCUCAUUGCAAAGUGCGGGUUCGGUAUUGGUCUGUCUUGGAAUGAAGACGUUGGCGAGCGUGUCAGAGGAAUGUCCCUCCCAGAGUGCUUUGAGGUUACCAGUAAUUCAGUGAUCAUCUUGUCCUUCCUGCCCCACUGGACAUACAGUUUACCAAUUCCCGCCCUACGCCGCCUCUACAAUGCUAGCAAUAUCCUAGAGACGAUAUUUAAAGGGAUUAUCGACAAGCGUCGAGUAGAAGGAUUCGGUAAUACUAGCGAGGAUAAAGACAUCUUCAGUCUUCUCUUGGCCGCAAACGAAUUGGAAAAGGGCAGCAAAGGCGCACUUUCCGAUCGCGAGCUCGUUAGCAACGUGUUCCUCUUGCUGUUGGCUGGUCAUGAAACCACGAGCAAAUCGCUGGCAGCCACAUUGGGUGAGCUCGCUUGUAACCCGGAGGUGCAGCAACACGCAUAUGAUGAGAUCAUGUCCGUCAUCAAAGAAGGCAGCGAUCCUACCUUCGAUGACUUCGAGAAGUUGCCGUUCGUGCAAGGCUGUUUCCAGGAAGGGCUGCGGAUGUAUCCUAGCGCGCAGCUAGUCAUGCGUCGACCAGUCGAGGAUACAGUUCUCCAGGUGCCGAGCCGACAGGGUGGGGUUGUGCCACUCAGUGUGCCCUUGGGACAGGUCCUUGCACUGGACUUUGUUGGUAUUGGCUACAACGCUCGGGUAUACAAGGACCCGAAGUCGUUCAAUCCUGCUCGAUGGCUCGAUCCUGCCACGGAACCGUUGCUGAAUUUCUCAUAUGGACCCCGAGUGUGCAUUGGGAAGAGGUUUGCCAUGGUGGAGUCCACAGGUGUCCUGGCAUUGCUUCUACGCGACUACAAAGUCGAGCCGAUUUUAAAAGACGGGCAGACGAUUGCGGACUGGCAUGCGGCUUGGGUGGAAAACGUCGAGGCAACUGUUGGCUUUGGACACAAGCGUUUCCCGCUGAAGUUUACGCGUCGUUCAGCUCGGGCGGCAUAGAUGGAUCUUUCUGUCUCGGAAUUGUUUCAGCAACAACAUCUAUCUUCAUGCACAUACAAGGAAGGAUUACAAGAGCUCUGUCAUUGGGUCUGCGGACUGCCGAAACCACUAUCCAUUGUAAUUGCUAACAUCCAUUGUCGUUUGUAACAG
Dacryopinax primogenitus is the source of this 1810-nucleotide messenger RNA. Its product is annotated as cytochrome P450. The transcript is spliced from 7 exons. The record is from RefSeq and is a predicted model, not a curated record. Gene Ontology annotation, molecular function: oxidoreductase activity, acting on paired donors, with incorporation or reduction of molecular oxygen; iron ion binding; heme binding. Bases 38 to 1660 code for a protein of 540 amino acids. Lineage: Eukaryota; Fungi; Basidiomycota; Dacrymycetes; Dacrymycetales; Dacrymycetaceae.